UCUCUCUCUCUCUCUCUUUCUUUCCCGUCUCUUCUCUUUCUGUGUCCUCUUCUCGUCCGUGGCUGCUGCGUGUGACCGUUACCGGACAGCUCUGCAUAGCGGCGCCGCAACAUCCCACGUACACUGCAGCAACCGGGGUGCAAGUAACGGAAGCUACCGACCGACUCUCCCGUUCCCGAGGGAGCCGCAGCGCAGAUUCGCUCACUAGUGACCACUGACCGGAGCAGCGCUGCAAAAGACACAGACUUCAAGAGACGUAACGCCGUUGCCUUUUCUGAAUAGAAGCAGAAGAGAAAUGUUCCUGCUGCUGUUAGCCCUCUGCCCCCUCGUCCUGGGAUCCAUCUACAACUCGGGACAAGGAGAAGAUGAUGACCGGACACUCUGGGUCACGAUGUCCGCUGACCCCCUGGCGGCGACGCCCACUCUGGGCGGCUCCCUGACCCUCCCGUGUCACUUCCUCCUCUCUGACCCCACACCGGCGUCCGGCCGUCGGGCUGUGCUGACCACCCCGCGGGUCAAGUGGACGGUCAUCACAGAGGGCCGCGAGCUGGAGAUACUGGUGGCCAGGGGUCAGAGGGUAAAGGUCAGCGAAAAGUACAGGGAGCGAGCCUCCUUGCCGCACUACCCCUCCUCACCCACAGACCUUACGCUGCGUCUGGACGCCUUGCGGACCAACGACUCGGGGGUGUACCGCUGCCAGGUCCAGCAGGGACUGGAGGAUGCACACGACCAGGCCGAGGUGAAGGUCAAAGGCGUGGUGUUCCACUAUCGUGACGCCUCCAGUCGCUAUGUCUUCUCGUUCGUUGCUGCCCAGCAUGCCUGUGCUGUGAUCGGGGCACGCAUCGCCACUCCAGAGCAGCUCCUGGCUGCCUAUCACAGCGGGUUUGAGCAGUGUGACGCGGGCUGGCUGUCCGACCAGACCGUCAGAUACCCAAUCCAGAUGCCGCGAAAGGGUUGCUAUGGAGACAUGGACGGAUUUCCUGGUGUGCGAAAUUAUGGGCUGCAGGAACCGGAGGAACUGUUUGACGUGUAUUGCUAUGUAGAGAAUUUAAAUGGCGAGGUCUUCCACGCCUCCUCCCCAGAACGGCUCACCCUGGAGGAAGCAAAGGGGUACUGCGGGCAGCAGGGGGCGGAGCUGGCCAGUACUGGUCAACUGUACGCGGCCUGGAACGAGGGUCUGGAUAACUGCAGCCCGGGCUGGCUGGCGGACGGCAGCGUGCGGUACCCCAUCACCACGCCACGAGAUCGCUGCGGGGGCAGCCAGCCCGGGGUCAAGACCGUGUACCUGUACCGCAACCAGACAGGAUUCCCGGACCCCAAAUCCCGCCACGACGCCUACUGCUUCAGAGGUGACGGGACGUCCCACACAGAGUCCCCCGUGGGAUACCAAUCCACCGAACCUGAGGAUAUCAAAGCCAUCACGACCCUGACGGACACCCUGCAGGAGAUACAGCUGGCCAGGGAACAGGAGGAGAAAGAGAGUGAAGCUAAGGGGGCGGUGGACUCCUUCCCAAUUACCGGAGACAGCAUCGAGGGCCACAAGGGCCAGGGGCCACUGAGCUACUCAGACCCCUACGACCACAUGGACGCCUUGCAAGGGUUCGAGGACAGCUCGGAGGAGCUCCCUUACCCAACAGCCUCGACCAAUCCCGUCCCUGAAGGUUCCGUGUCCUUCCAGCCGACUCCAGCGACAGACGUAGAUUCAGAAGUUCAGAUUUCACAGUAUGAAGUGUCAGGUGGGAACCCCAAACAUUACGAGCCCAUGCCUGAAACAAAUGUAGCAUCUGGGGUACCAACAUCACAGUAUGAAGUUUCAGGGACCAUCGCUUUAGGAGUUCCAGGAGAAGAAGAGAUAGCGCUGGUGGAAAAGGAAGCUGGCGGGACCUCUGUCGAGAUACCCAUAGGAUCUGGAGGAAACCCCAAACACUACGAACCCAUGCCUGAAACAUACGUAGCUUCUGGGGUAACAACAUCACAGUAUGAAGUUUCAGGAGUUCCAGGAGAAGAAGAGAUAGCGCUGGUGGAAAAGGAAGCUGGCGGGACCUCUGUCGAGAUACCCAUAGGAUCUGGAGGAAACCCCAAACACUACGAACCCAUGCCUGGAACAGACGUAGCUUCUGGGGUAACAACAUCACAGUAUGAAGUUUCAGGAGUUCCAGGAGAAGAAGAGAUAGCGCUGGUGGAAAAGGAAGCUGGCGGGACCUCUGUCGAGAUACCCAUAGGAUCUGGAGGAAACCCCAAACACUACGAACCCAUGCCUGGAACAGACGUAGCUUCUGGGGUAACAACAUCACAGUAUGAAGUUUCAGGAGUUCCAGGAGAAGAAGAGAUAGCGCUGGUGGAAAAGGAAGCUGGCGGGACCUCUGUCGAGAUGCCGAUAGGAUCUGGAGGAAACCCCAAACAUUACGAGCCCAUGCCUGAAACAAAUGUAGCUUCUGGGGUACCAACGUCACAGUAUGAAGUUUCAGGAACCAUUGCUUCAGGAGUUCAGAUUUCACAGUAUGAAGUUUCAGGAACCAUUGCUUCAGGAGUUCAGAUUUCCCAGUAUGAAGUUUCAGGGACCAUAGCUUCAGGAGUUCCGAUUUCCCAGUAUGAAGUUUCAGGAACCACAGCUUCAGGAGUUCCGAUUUCCCAGUAUGAAGUUUCAGGGACCAUAGCUUCAGGAGUUCCGAUUUCCCAGUAUGAAGUUUCAGGAACCAUAGCUUCAGGAGUUCAGAUUUCACAGUAUGAAGUUUCAGGAACCAUAGCUUCAGGAGUUCCGAUUUCCCAGUAUGAAGUUUCAGGAACCACAGCUUCAGGAGUUCCGAUUUCCCAGUAUGAAGUUUCAGGGACCAUAGCUUCAGGAGUUCCGAUUUCCCAGUAUGAAGUUUCAGGAACCACAGCUUCAGGAGUUCCGAUUUCCCAGUAUGAAGUUUCAGGGACCAUAGCUUCAGGAGUUCCGAUUUCACAGUAUGAAGUUUCAGGGACCAUCGCUUCAGGAGUUCCGAUUUCCCAGUAUGAAGUUUCAGGAACCAUCGCUUCAGAAGUCCCAGGAGAAGAAGAGAUAGCGCUGGUGGAGCAGGAAGCUGGUGGGACCUCCGUCGAGAUGCCCAUAGGAUCUGGAGGAAACCCCAAACAUUACGAACCCAUGCCUGAAACAGACAUAGCUUCUGGGAUCCCAACUCCCCAGUAUGAAGAGUCUGGAAGGAGUUCCACGCUUUAUGAACCAGAAUCCCACCUCGCCGAAGGACCUUCUGUAACUCUUCCGCCUGAAGAAUCGAGUGCAGCUCCCCAGUUCCCUCAAACUGCCACGGAUUUGGACGACGGCGUCUCGUCUCAGCCACGGGAAGAAUCUGGAGAAUCUGGAGCCGUUCCUCAAUACCCCGGGCCCACCGCGGCCCCCGAAAACUGGGACUCGACUGGAAUCCAAACCCAGGAGGUUGUGGCUUCAGCUGGAGAGCCUGAAUCUGGGGACCUGGGACACGUAGCCUCUGGUCAACCUGGAGAAGAACCCGUGGAUGGGACUGGUUCUGCUGGACCAGUGGAUCAGAUUCCCAGUUCCCAGCAUGGCGCUGGUUCCGCCCCGGAUCAGUCCGGCUACGCCUGGCCAGAUUUUCCGAUCCCUGAAGGAAGAGACCUGGUUUCAGGAGAUGAGCGGAUAGCGCUGGUGGAGCAGGAAGCUGGCGGGACCUCCGUCGAGAUGCCUAUGGGAUCCGCGGAUCAGGAGGGCGGGGUAGAGUCUGUGGAACAGGGAUCCGCUCCCAUCGUCGGCCUGGAGCCGGCAGAGGAGACCUCGUCCGCAGUGGAGACCAGCACAGCCUGGCCCACGGAGGAGGUCUACCCAGAAGUCACUCCGUCUGGAGCCAACGAGGGAGAUCUUCUCAGCGGCUUCCCUGUCACUCUGAUCACCUCGCUGGCCCCUUCCCUGGAGGUCACAGCGGCUCCAGCCUGGCCGACGGAAGCCGAAGCCAGCUCCCCUAGCGACUUGGAGACCCACAUCCCGGAUUUGGGACUACCAUCCGGAACCCAGUUCCCAUCCGGGGAAUUCCCGCAUCCUCAGGAACCGGAAGGAUCCAUUGACGAGGAGAAGGUGGAAACCUGGGAUGGGAGUGCACCGGAAGCCCCCACCGUAGCCCCUCUGGAGCACAGCACCAGCCCUGCCUCUUACUACCCGGAAGGCAGCGUGGAGCUUUCUGGAACGGCAGAGGUGGAACUAGCUACAAAUCUGAUCGAUCUGGAGGAGCCUUCAGGUGUCCCCUCUGGGGCGCCAACUGCAGGGCUCUCGGUUGAAGGGCAUCAGGUUUCCGGCGAGGGUUCUGGGGUAACCGAAAUUCCCUCCAGCCCGGAAACAAGCGGCUUUCCCCAAGAGAGAGAAGAGACCGACGUCUCAGCGAGUCUUCCCCCCGCCACCACCGCCUCUGUGUUCACAGUCGGGACCUACAGCACAGCCGUCACGGGUUUCUUUCAAAGCACCGCCUCUAGCUCGCAAGAAGCCGCUGGAGAAACGUCAGGGUUGCCUUGGCAGGAAUCGGGGAGCGGCGCCCACCCAGCGGUCUCCCAGACGGAAACCCCAGGGGUCACCCUUCUCCUGGAUAACACGGGAACGCCGUCCACGUUCCAGCCCUCCACGUUCCAGCCCUCCACCGUAGUCCCGGAAGAUUCCCGAACGACGGAUUCAGAGUACAGCGGGGAGCACUCCGCCGUUCCGGUGGAGACGGACUCGUUUGCGCCGACGUCAGCCGCUCCCGUUCCCGAGACGACCACAGCUUUCGGGGGCCAGACAGCCAUCACCACCCCUAGUUAUCCCACCCAAGAGACCACCGAUACGCCAAGCCCGACAACUUGGGAAAGCACGGAGGACCUUUACGAAAGUACCACUACCGCCCUGCCGUUGCCCACCAGCACCCUGAUGCCAACCCUGGAUGUAUAUGAGGAGGCCACUGAGGAGGCCCUUACCCUUAAACCCACCCUCGCUGCUUUGCCCACCGAAAGGGCAGUUUUGGGCCGCGUCGUGAACAUUUCAGACGCCUGCCUGGACAACCCCUGUCAAAAUGGGGGUACCUGCGUGGAGGAGGGAGCCCACACCAAGUGUCUGUGUCUUCCCAGUUAUGGAGGAGAGCAGUGCGGGACAGAUCUGGAGCACUGCGAGGCCGGCUGGGAGAAGUUCCAGGGGUUCUGCUACAGGCACUUCAGUAAACGGCAGGGCUGGGAGGUGGCGGAGCAGCACUGCAGGAUGGGUGGGGGGCACCUGGCCAGCGUGAUGACCCCCGAAGAGCAGGACUACAUUAACAAUAAGUACAAGGAGUACCAGUGGACUGGACUGAACGACAAGACCAUCGAAGGGGAUUUCCGCUGGUCAGACGGCAACCCCCUGCUCUAUGAAAACUGGUACCACGGGCAGCCUGACAGCUACUUCCUGUCUGGAGAGGACUGCGUGGUGAUGGUGUGGCACGACGGAGGGCGCUGGAGUGACGUUCCGUGCAACUACCAUCUCUCCUACACCUGCAAGAAAGGGAUCUCUUUCUGUAGACAGCCGCCCGUCGUAGAGAACGCCCGGAUGUACGGGAGGCUCCGGUCUCAGUACGAGAUGAACUCGGUGGUCCGGUACCAGUGCCAGGAAGGAUUCCAGCAGAGGCAGAACCCCGUCAUCAAGUGCCAGUCCGACGGGAAGUGGGAGGAGCCCCGGAUCAUCUGUAUCCCGGCCAACAACAGCAACAACACCAGCCCUGAAGUGAAGACUGGGUCUGAGCCCCAGGUCCAGGCUGAGGAGCCAUUCAGAGAGGGGGCAGCCACGGAGCAAGCACCCGAAAUAGGGGACUUGUACUGGGGGGAUGAGAAGAAGUAACCUGCCCCCCCCCUCUCCCUCUACCCCCCCCCACACCGAGAAAAAAACAAGACGAGAGAAGCCCCCCCCCCCAAAAAAAAGCUUGUGUCCUGAAAAACAACCCCUCUUUUUAUCUGCUUUUUAUAUUGACUUCUACAGAGUGCAGUCCGUCCAACUGCUCUGUGACCGACACGAUUCAAUAAGAAUCACGGCGAUCUGGAAUCUGACGGAACACAGAGCCACUUUUUUUUCAGGAACGUGUGGUUUGAAAGCUGGUUCCAGGAGACCCCCGGGAGACCUAGUUUGAGGUUUGCUGUAUCAAACCCCCCCCAAGUCUCCCUGCCUGGUGUGCCGCGCAGCGCCCUGAAACCUACAGUCUCCUGAAACCAAGCUCCAAGCCUCAGAGCGGUGGCUUCGUGUUCCCUUCAGCGUUUACAGCGGCUUUGAAAAAGGACCAAACAAGACUUUUUCAUGACUGUGCGCAAAAUUAGAAGGAAAAGCUCCCAAAUCAUCUUAAUAGCAAAGUCGUAGUUUGUUUAGUUUGGAUAGCACCACCCUAUUUGAAUCCUGAAGCUGAGGGAACACGAAGCCACUUGUAAAAAAUAAAUAAAUAAAUAAAUAAAUAGAACAGAACUUUAUUCUUCACUGCCAUAGAUGUAUGUAACACAGGCUAGAUCGGCUGUAGAAGAACCAACGCCAUCUGCGACCCGCCGCAUUGGAAACGCUCUUCCUGCAGUGUUGCUGGCAAUACACUAGCCGUCCACUAGAUGGCGCUGGUGGUGCUUACUAAUAUCAGGAUGGAAUUACAUCGACGGCCAUGUAAACUCCUGAACUCCCAUUCAAAGCGCCUUAAAACAGACUUGUGAAAAAAACUAAGUGAUUAUAAUAAUCACACAGGGUCAGAAGCGCUUUGCUUGAACCUGUCCCUCCAACGCAUAUCGUACAAGGUCGCUGUCGUGCUUGCUGAGGGCUUUACUUGCAUGUGGACGUUCAGCCAGGUGAAGUCAGGAUACAGGUUUGAUCACGCUAGUGGGUGCCGAUGUCCGGAGUCCGUGUGUGUUAAUAUGCUUCGAGGAUCACAGUAAUCCUUCGUUAGAAAUAUUAUAGUUAUUAAACAUGUCGUCCAGCUGUAUAGUAAUUAAAACACCGAUUGACUGAAUUUAUUAAAAUCGCUUUUUUUUAAAAUCAUGAUCCCUGGUGUGCGUGUUUUUUUUUUUUUUUUUUUUUUUUUUUUUUUACGUGAUUAUAAACUUUUAAGCUGAGGGAACUCAUUGCAUCCCCCGUUGAUAUAAUAUAUAUACAUUUCGCAGUGCAACUGCAGGUAAGACGAAUCGUUUAUAGCUGGGAAUGCGUUGCACGCAGGAGCUCUCCUGGCGUGAUUUUGCACAGCCCUCUGGGAUGCCGUGGCGUGAAGGGAGGUCGCUGUUUAACAAAAGCAAACACAAACAAACAUGAUCAUGAAUUGUACUAAUAGUAAUCAAAGGAAUGUCAUUCUCUAACCUUCAGGCGUGCACCGAUGACACAAGAAGCAUUGUGCGGUGAAACGGCUUGAAUAAUCCGGUCAGGGUGUGCAGGACAGAUCGCUGUGAACCUUGCUAAACUCAAAACAGUUUUCAGAGGCAAAUUGAUGAAGUCACGUACCGUGAAUGACAGGCGGGCGAGAAGCGGGUUUAAUUGUAUACACAACAAUACUUCUGAUUUAAACACACACACACACACACACACACACAGACACACACACACACACACACACACGCACACACACACACACACACACACACACACACACACACACACACACACAGAUAAGUUUGUUCUGUGAUGCAACAACGCGCGUGUUUAUGGCAAAAACAAUUUUAUAAUUACAGUUUUUCUUUUCAUGUUAAAGUGUAAUAUCUUGCAGUAGUACACUCCGCAGCAGAGAAGCGCAGUUUAAGCGAUUGACAGGUGGAUUCACGAUAUACCAGCACUUAUUUUAUUCAUCUGUACAGGGGGUUGGCUUACGGUAUUUUUUUUGUUGUAACAAACCUCUUCAUUAUUGAAAUACUGUUUUUUUUUGUUUUUUGUUUUUAAAAAACUGAAUAUGUAACUUUUUCUUUUUUUUUUUGUUGCUAACUUUCUUUUUGUAUAGACAUGUUGACCGUGUACUAGAAUCUGCACAGCACACAAAACCUGGUCAUCGCAAAUGUUUGCAUACCCAGACUCAAUAAAGUUUUUUGUUUUUUUUAACA
Messenger RNA from Acipenser ruthenus (sterlet), 8034 nucleotides. Its product is annotated as aggrecan core protein. Gene Ontology annotation, biological process: cell adhesion. Bases 296 to 5824 code for a protein of 1842 amino acids. Lineage: Eukaryota; Metazoa; Chordata; Actinopteri; Acipenseriformes; Acipenseridae. The record is from RefSeq and is a predicted model, not a curated record. The transcript has 14 exons. Gene Ontology annotation, molecular function: hyaluronic acid binding.